Messenger RNA from Penaeus vannamei (Pacific white shrimp), 3444 nucleotides. It is a transcript of the gene Mob3, whose product is annotated as MOB kinase activator 3. The record is from RefSeq and is a predicted model, not a curated record. Lineage: Eukaryota; Metazoa; Arthropoda; Malacostraca; Decapoda; Penaeidae. Gene Ontology annotation, cellular component: cytoplasm.
CCAUUGGAGGACCUCACGACGAAAGUACAGAGCGAAGACCGAUUCGAUAAUUAUCCAUUACGAGCUAGAAUUUCGAUAUUCUCUCUGAAAUCGGUAUUUUCAAACCCUGCUACCGGCGAGAAGGGACAUUUGUGAAUUAACUUUUAGGAAGAGCGCACUCGGAGGCAGUGUUUGGGCCUGAGUCAUGGCCUCGCUCGGUGGCUUCGUCGAGUUCUUCCAAAAAGGGAAAUUACAUCCAAAGAAAACCUUCAGGCCAAAGAAGAAAUUUGAGCCUGGGACUCUCAAGUACUCACUACACAAGCAGGCGCAGGCGUCGCUCAGCUCGGGAAUCAACCUGCGUUCGGUGGUCACUCUGCCGCCGGGAGAAGAUCUCAAUGACUGGAUUGCCGUACAUGUGGUGGAUUUCUUCAACCGAAUCAACUUGAUAUACGGGACAGUAUGUGAAUAUUGUACGGAGAGUUCCUGCCCGACCAUGUCUGGGGGACCCAAAUUUGAAUACUUGUGGGCCGACGGUGGGAAGUACAAGAAGCCGACAGCCCUCCCCGCACCACAAUACAUAUCACACCUCAUGGAUUGGGUAGAGACGCAGAUUAAUGAUGAACACACUUUCCCAGUCACUGUUGAUGUGCCCUUCCCAAAAGCCUUCAUUCCUUUGUGUAAGAAGAUUCUUACACGUCUCUUCAGGGUUUUUGUCCAUGUAUAUAUCCAUCACUUUGACCGCAUUGUGGCUAUUGGAGCCGAAGCCCACGUCAACACCUGUUACAAGCAUUUUUAUUACUUCAUCACCGAGUUCGACCUAGUUCCCCAGAAGGAGUUUGAACCUCUCAAAGAUAUGACUGCCAAGAUUUGUCAUGACAACCCAGAACCUCCAAUAGAAUCCAACCACAGAAGACACCAAAAAUACCAAAGCAGACUGCGUAGAGGUGCUUAUCUUCCCCGAUUGGUUUCCGUAUACAAGUAACAGACACAUAAAUACAUGGCUCUGACAAAACUAUAUAUCCUUUCCCUCAACGUCACUAAUCAACACUUGAUCCUAAUAGAACCACUUAUUAAUGGCUAGAAAGCUUUUUACGUUUUGUAGAGAAAUGUUGCUGUGGAUCACAUAUUACAUGGACAUACAGGGUACCAUGAAAAGGGUCAACAACUUUAGUACAUAUUUUUGCUUGUGUAUGUAGUCUUUUUUUUCUGGAGGCGAAUAGAAUCACUUCAUAUUAUUGAAUAUGAUUUCUGCUAUCCUUUUUAUAAAGAGAUCUGUUUAUUACAAAACUGUGUAUUGAGAUUCUAUUAAGCAUUAUUGUUUGCCAUUGAUAUUACUAUAUUUUGUAUGUACAAAUGGAUUCACAUCUCUUUCAUAAUAAACAACUUUUAUUGUCUUUGUUAAAUUUAAUAGCUUAUUAAUUAUCCAUUGUAGAAUUAAUUCUUAGUUUGUACUUACUUGUAGGCCACAUCAUCAUUUAUGUAGUUCUGAAUUGGAGUUUUCUUGCAAGUACAAUUACAAAAUUUUGUUUUGGUCAUGUGUCAAAUUUAGUUCAGUAAAUCAUUUUUAACAUAUAUUUUUAUCUUUUAUCUAUGUCAUAUUUCCUUUUAAGUUACUUAUUGAUUAUAUAACAUUUGAUAACAAGUGCUUUUUAUGAGUGGUCUGAUACCUCAAAUAUUGGUUUUGUUUUGAUCCUGUAAAGGUUUUGACAGUGCAUUUUCCUAAAAUAACAAAAUUUAAACCAUCCGAGAAGGGUAUCAUUCUAGUAUUAUUUUUCUUUUUAUUAUUAUGUAUUAUUUUUACAAUUUCACGUCAGAUAUUUGGUAAAAAGAUACAUAAUAUAAUAUGAUAUGGAUUUAGAAAUUUGGAGUAGUUAGUUGUAUGUGUUUAGUUUCUUAGAUAGUGAAAGAGUGUAGAAAAUGAAGUCAUUACAUAUUUCAUUGAUUUAAAGUGUUUUGUUUUGUAGGAUAUAAGUGCCUGUUAGUAUGAAAAUUAGCAACUCUUAAUAGGUAUGAAAAGGUGAAAAUAUCAAAUUGAAAGAAAAUCUACGUCUGCUAAUCUGUGAAGUGUAUCAGAUAUCCAUGCAGUAAAUAAGUUGCUUUGCAGGGGAUAGGUUCUUGUGUUUUAUGAUGUAUUUGUUGAUAGGAUUUUGUGCAGUGACUUGUUAAGGAGAGGUCUACAUUGUCAGAGAAUACAUUAUAGCUUCAUCUGUGUUUAUCUUGAAUGAGUGAAUGGAGCUAAGCUGUACUGCUGUCUUCCCCCCUGGAGUUUUUACUCUUGCACUCUCUCUGUAGCCUUAGAAAUAGGUGCUCUGAUAAUACAGACCUGGCUUUGUUGGAGUUGAGGUAUGGUAGGGAAUAUUGAUGCAAAUUUCUUUUUAUCAAAGUCCAAAGGUGAUUGUGAUAUGAUUGUCAGCUUACAGGUAAGUAGUAGUUACUCGACUGAAGUUCUUUGUUAAUCCUGUAGUUAUUUUUUUUUUUUUUUUUUUUUUUUUUUUUUUUUUUUUUUUUUUAUGAAUUAGUAAUUUAUAUUGGAAGUAAGUAUCAAAUUUUUGUCUGUCAUUUAUUUCAUGCCAUAUGUGUACUUUAAAAAAAUUAUAUACUUUAUAUCUCUUCCAUGCAGGUGUUUAUUUCACAAUGGCCAUUUUAGUUUUCAAUAAUAUCAGUAAAAACAUUGUGUUUCCUUAUACAUCCAGCAGUUCAGGAAGGUAAAGCCAUUUUAAGUUCAUUCAGAAUUCAUAAGGCUUUUACUUUUUGUUCUUAUUUACCUUUUUACCAAUUUUUAUGAUUUUAUAUCCAUUACAUCCCAAAGUAGCAGUUCUGGUAAUUCUGGGUCUGUGAUUUGUCUUUACCUAAGAACACAUAAAAUAGAUUAACCCAAAAAAUACUGAAUAUGGAAUUCAAUUGUACUGGAACAUGUCCCCAAACAUGAAGAAUGCUUACCUUUGCCCCUGGUGUUUGGUAAAGGAAUGUUUCUUAGGUUUUGUCACAACCAGUAAUUGUAAUUUUAGCCAUACCUUUGAAGAGACCCUGGCAUGUGUCAUAUUGGUUUGUUUAACCUUAGCUGACUUGUGAUUUUUGUUUGUAUGUUCUAAGGAGGAGCUAAGCAUAAGCUCAGGGAAUCAUGCAGAAGGGGAAAGGGUGUCCAGUUUUCUCUUAAUACAGAUCAAGGCAAAGAUGAAACUUUUCCGUCAGAUUAUGGAUUUCGAGGUUUGAAAAAAUGCUGCAAGGCUAGUAUGGUAGCUGUGUAGUCGAUUCCUGAAUAUAAAUGAUACGUUUGGUGUUAACUUGGUAAUUGUUUUAAAAUAGAUGGCAAUAUUAUGUUUUAUUGACUAAUAUAACUGUAUGUGAAGUUUCCAUGACUGGAAAAAUGCUUUGCCAUUACCUGCUAAUGCACUGCAUUGAUAUUCAACUUGUUUAUCAUAUUGUUCAGUAAAUUGAUUUAUCAAAUUUAAACAGUUUCUUAAA